Molecule: messenger RNA, 255 nt
Organism: Sorex fumeus (smoky shrew)
Lineage: Eukaryota; Metazoa; Chordata; Mammalia; Eulipotyphla; Soricidae
Gene: PATE2
Product: prostate and testis expressed 2
Exons: 2
Coding region: 1-255 (84 amino acids)
Source: RefSeq, a predicted model, not a curated record
AUGUGUUUUGAAUGUGACAUCUACCAUCUUGGCUUAUGCUAUAGCGGCAUGAAGUUCUGCAAGCUGAAGUACAAGCAGUUUUGUGCCGUUGAGAACGUUUACAUGCUUACUAAUAAAGGUCAGAGUAUGUAUCAUUUUUCAAAAUUGUCAUGCAUGACACACUGUGAGAGCAUCAACUUUUUGAAUUUUGACCAGAGGACAGAGCUCAACUGUUGCAAUCAUGAAAGCUACUGCAACCUUCCUGAUGGAGUCUAA